GCUAAGAUAGGCUAACAAAAUGAACUACUGUAUGCAAGAAAUAUAUGAAGUGCACCCAGCUGCUGGUAGCAAUUGCUUCAUGCAGUCCAGUGAUUAUUGCACAUAUAUCGAAGAUAAUCAGGGUUACAGCAGUUGUGAUGCUCAGGUCCUGCACAGUAAUAACAUAUAUAUGGAACAGGCCUGGGCGGUGAAUCAGCCUUAUACCUGUAGUUACCCUGGAAACGUGUUUAAAAGCGAGUACUCUGACAUGGACAUGGCCCUGAAUCAGUACAACCAACCUGAAUAUUUCACAGAAGAAAAACCUACUUUUUCUCAAGUGCAGUCGCCAUCGUACUCUCAGAAGAAAGGGUAUAUACCCAGUUACUUAGACAAGGAUGAGCUAUGUGUAGUAUGUGGGGACAAAGCCACCGGAUAUCAUUACCGCUGCAUCACUUGCGAAGGUUGCAAGGGUUUUUUUAGAAGAACCAUUCAGAAGAACCUCCAUCCAACCUAUUCCUGUAAAUAUGAAGGAAAAUGUGUGAUAGACAAAGUAACAAGAAAUCAGUGCCAGGAAUGUCGCUUCAAAAAAUGUAUCUUUGUUGGCAUGGCAACAGAUUUGGUGUUGGAUGACAGCAAGCGGUUGGCAAAGAGGAAGCUGAUAGAGGAAAAUCGAGAGAAGAGACGUCGGGAAGAGCUGCAGAAAACCAUUGGGCACAAACCAGAGCCAACGGAUGAGGAGUGGGAGCUCAUCAAAAUUGUUACUGAAGCACAUGUGGCCACCAAUGCACAAGGAAGCCACUGGAAGCAGAAAAGGAAAUUUCUGCCAGAAGAUAUUGGGCAGGCACCAAUAGUUAAUGCCCCAGAAGGUGGGAAAGUGGAUUUAGAAGCCUUCAGCCAGUUUACAAAAAUUAUCACACCAGCGAUUACAAGAGUGGUGGAUUUUGCCAAAAAGUUGCCUAUGUUUUGUGAGCUGCCAUGUGAAGACCAGAUCAUCCUUCUGAAAGGCUGCUGUAUGGAGAUAAUGUCCCUCCGAGCAGCAGUUCGCUAUGACCCCGAGAGUGAGACUUUAACACUAAAUGGGGAGAUGGCGGUGACAAGGGGCCAGCUGAAAAAUGGGGGUCUUGGCGUAGUGUCUGAUGCCAUUUUUGACCUGGGCAUGUCUCUUUCUUCAUUUAACCUGGAUGACACCGAGGUUGCCCUUCUUCAGGCUGUUCUGCUCAUGUCAUCAGAUCGCCCAGGCCUUGUUUGCGUCGAGAGAAUAGAAAAGUGUCAAGAGGGUUUCCUCCUGGCAUUCGAACACUACAUUAAUUACAGAAAACACCAUGUUGCACACUUUUGGCCAAAACUGCUGAUGAAAGUGACAGACCUGCGAAUGAUCGGAGCCUGCCAUGCCAGCCGCUUCCUGCACAUGAAGGUGGAGUGCCCCACAGAACUGUUCCCUCCGUUGUUCCUGGAAGUGUUUGAGGAUUAGAGAGACUGGAGCGGUUCUCCGCACCCCGUCGCACUACUGGCUGUCAUUUCAUCCCGUUGCCCAGUUCUUCUCACCUCUGUUUGUUCUUCUUCUUUCGUGCUCUUCUGUUUCUUGAGGCGGGGUUGGGUUUUUGUUUGGGUUUUCUUUUGGGGUUGCUGGGGGCAGUUGUAUACACAUGGAUGAAAACAUCCCUUUAAUGCGGGUACUCGUGGCUAUUGCAAUUUGUUCUUCAGUCCUUUGAUGUGA
This is a messenger RNA of Acanthisitta chloris (rifleman), 1696 nucleotides long. Its product is annotated as thyroid hormone receptor beta. Gene Ontology annotation, molecular function: RNA polymerase II cis-regulatory region sequence-specific DNA binding; zinc ion binding; nuclear receptor activity. The record is from RefSeq and is a predicted model, not a curated record. Lineage: Eukaryota; Metazoa; Chordata; Aves; Passeriformes; Acanthisittidae. Gene Ontology annotation, biological process: positive regulation of transcription by RNA polymerase II; cell differentiation; retinoic acid receptor signaling pathway. The transcript has 7 exons. Bases 20 to 1450 code for a protein of 476 amino acids.